GGGACGCAGAGACACAAAAGGCUUGUUGUGCAACUAAUUGAGGGCUUAACUGUUGCGGCGGCUAAAUGCGCAUUAACUGUUGCGGUUUGCGCGGUUACGUUCAUUAAGACAUUCCUGCGCGGAUUGGGGCGGCGGUGGGUGUGAGGGCUUUACAUAAUAAAGUGCAUGCUUUUCACGUGAAAUGCCCCUUUAAAAGCGGUCUCCCUCAGCCACGCCGAGGCACACCGUAAACGAUCGGGUCGGGAGGAAGAGAAAAGUCUGUGACGGCUGCACUUUGUUUGCAUCAAUUGGACUUCAGGAUGGUCUCGUCGUACCCCUUACCCGACGGCUUCACCGACUUCGAUGUGUUCUCGUUGGGAUCGUGUCUGCUGGUGGAGGGUCUGCUGGGCAUCCUCUUAAACGCGGUGACCAUCGCCGCUUUCCUCAAAGUGAGAGAGCUGAGGACCCCCAGCAAUUUCCUAGUGUUCAGUUUAGCGGUUGCUGACAUCGGCAUCUCUAUGAACGCCACCAUCGCUGCCUUCUCCAGCUUCCUGAGGUACUGGCCUUAUGGCUCUGACGGAUGCCAGACUCAUGGUUUCCAGGGAUUCGUGACAGCUCUCGCCAGCAUCCACUUCAUAGCUGCCAUCGCCUGGGACAGAUACCACCAGUACUGCACCAGGACAAAGCUGCAGUGGAGCAGCGCCAUCACCCUGGCUGUAUUCGUCUGGCUCUUCACUGCCUUUUGGUCGGCCAUGCCCCUCAUCGGCUGGGGAGAGUACGACUACGAGCCCCUCAGGACCUGCUGCACUCUGGACUACACCAAGGGAGACAGAAACUAUGUGUCCUACUUGAUCCCCAUGGCCAUCUUCAACAUGGCCAUCCAGGUGUUUGUUGUCAUGUCCUCUUACCAGUCCAUUGCGCAGAAAUUCAAGAAGACUGGAAACCCAAGGUUCAACCCCAACACUCCUCUUAAGGCUAUGCUGUUCUGCUGGGGACCUUAUGGCAUCCUGGCUUUCUACGCCGCCGUGGAGAACGCCACCCUUGUCUCACCCAAGCUCAGGAUGAUGGCUCCCAUAUUGGCAAAGACCUCUCCCACCUUCAAUGUCUUCCUCUAUGCUUUGGGAAACGAGAACUACAGAGGAGGCAUCUGGCAGCUCCUCACUGGGGAGAAGAUUGAUGUGCCUCAAAUUGAGAACAAGUCUAAAUAAACUGGGAAUUCAAUAAUUACCAACA
Messenger RNA from Gasterosteus aculeatus aculeatus (three-spined stickleback), 1212 nucleotides. It is a transcript of the gene rgra, whose product is annotated as retinal G protein coupled receptor a. The record is from RefSeq and is a predicted model, not a curated record. Gene Ontology annotation, biological process: phototransduction; G protein-coupled receptor signaling pathway; visual perception. Gene Ontology annotation, molecular function: G protein-coupled receptor activity. Gene Ontology annotation, cellular component: membrane. Lineage: Eukaryota; Metazoa; Chordata; Actinopteri; Perciformes; Gasterosteidae.